Molecule: messenger RNA, 1189 nt
Organism: Drosophila hydei
Lineage: Eukaryota; Metazoa; Arthropoda; Insecta; Diptera; Drosophilidae
Product: probable palmitoyltransferase ZDHHC24
Exons: 2
Coding region: 195-1037 (280 amino acids)
Biological process (GO): protein targeting to membrane; peptidyl-L-cysteine S-palmitoylation
Cellular component (GO): Golgi apparatus; endoplasmic reticulum
Molecular function (GO): protein-cysteine S-palmitoyltransferase activity
Source: RefSeq, a predicted model, not a curated record
UAUAAUUGUGCUUCUACAAAAAAUCACAGUUUGGCUGCUUUAAUGAAACAGCCCUCACACAUAAAACGAUAAGCGAUAUGAAAAAGUAUCGAUUAGCUGAAAUACGAUAUUCACAUAUUGUCAUAAGUACAUCACUUGCAUUGACAAACAAAUUUGAAAGUGUUAAACAAUUAGAUUAGUUUAGUGACAUUAAGAUGAUAUUACGCCCAUUGCAUAGGGCUCUUUUGCCGCGCUCUGCAGGCGAUGGGAUGUGCUUUAUGCUUAUUGCAGCUGGGGUACCGCUAACUUACAUAUUUCAAGUGACAGUUAUUAUGCCCGAACUGCACAACGUAGGUAGUUUUUGGUAUACAAUAAUUUGGCUCGCCGGCAUUUUUUUGGUUUUCAAUAUAACGUCCAAUUUGUUGGCCUGUAUGCUGGUGGAUACCUCCAUUAAAAUGCAUAUAUUGAAGCCCCCAUUGGAGCCGCAGCUGCUCAGCCGUUGGCAUAUGUGCGACAGAUGCCAGGCGCUGGUACCUCCACGUUCGUGGCACUGCGAGACCUGCGACGUGUGCGUGCUCAAGCGGAAUCAUCAUUGCCGCUUCACCUGCUGCUGUAUUGGACACCACAAUUAUCGUUAUUUCUUCUAUUUUUUGUUCUACAUGGGACUGGGAGCUCUUUACGUUACAAUCAAUGCCAGCAUAUAUCUGUGGUAUCUCCAUGCCGACUUCUAUUGGCGCCCUUACACAUUAGUGACCAUCCUUGUACCUGCUAUUAGUCUGACUGUACAUGCCAGUUGGGAGAACUUUUAUGUUGUAAUCUAUGAGCUGAACAUUUUGGCAUUCCUCAUGUCCGUGCUGAUGCUCAUUUAUCAUCGGCCCAUCUUACAGCGUGGCACCGUAGUAAAGGAUCGAUUAAGCAACGCAUACAAUCUAGGCCUUCGAGGUAAUAUGGAAAUGGUGCUGGGCAAACGGAUGUAUUGGACCUGGCUGUCGCCUUUUGUGCGCAGUGAACUGCCGCAUGAUGGAGUUAACUGGCUGCCCUUGACGAAAGAGGAAUGAAUCUAAAUCUGCUUUAGAGGCUAGUCUUAUAUUCCUAAGUAAUCUCACAACCUAGCACAAAUAUGUCGAAUUUUAGUAUUACAUAAUGCAUUCCUUGCAUUUAUUUAACAUUUUAUAUUUAUUGCAAAUUACAAAAACGAAUUUAAUGACUA